AUGCUCAGUCGUUCUGGAACCGCUGCCUCUGCGGCAGGGUCGCCACAGCACGUCGAGACCCCAGGACUGACCACCACUUCCGCUGCCACUUUCAGUACCAGUACUAGUACCACUGCUGAUACUACUACUUCCACGACUACCAGCAGCAGCGUCAGCUUGGUUGAUGCCGAGCAAAUGGAGCCUUCGCCAUCCCCAACGCCAGAUGUGGCCGACCCCGCCCUGCAGGUUGCAACCGACGAUCGUUGGAGGCUCUCUGCGUCACAGAAACGCCGCCAGGAGGCAUGGGUGAAGGCUGCACCAUCGCCUGUGGCUGCAGCGACCGCCUCGGCGGCAGCAUUGGCUGGCAGCGCCAAGCUCCCCGGUCGCACUGGCCGGCCAGUCGCCACAACGACGUCCGGUGGUCCACCGCCAUCGGUCAUCCUUGCGCUUGCGGCGCAACAGAACACGCCGUCCCUCGAGAUGGACGAUUGGGACACAGGCAACAACGACAUUGCGGGUGACACGAGCCAUGGUGUCGACGCGACAUUUCCUCCCACUCUCAACGAUGUGCAGGCGACCACAACCACAAGCGCGAUGCCACUGGAGCAGCACAAGCAACAUGCGCCACUGACGAAUCUCCAGGUGAUGGACGACGCACCUUCCAUUGCCGCCACUGUCCAUCCUGCUGCUGCUGCUGCUGCUGCUGGUCAAGCCGACCCUGCCGAUCGCCAGCAUGCACCCUUCGAUCCCAGCCAACUCCAAUUUUCCACUCCGACUGGGUUUAGUGUGUUGCAACUGCAAGCCGUGGACGAGGUUGCCCAACCGCACCAAGCUGGCAAUGAGCCGGCUGCUCAGGAGGAAGAGGAAGACCUGCCACAUCACCGGGAUCCCGCGCUGUCGUCGCAGGUGGACCUGUUCUCCCGCGCUGCUGCACUGGCCAUGGGCGGCUCGCAGCCUGGCGCCAGCAAUCCCUCCAGCUCGACCACAAGCAGCAGCAGCAGCAGCAGCAGCAGAUCAGCCACGCACAACGAUGCAGUAAACGCUUCGUUAAACCCCACCAGCAGCACCUUCAUCCCUGGCAACGCGUUUCUACGUCCUUCCGAGAUCCCCAACGCAGCUGCGAUCGGCUCUGCUGUGGAGCCACUGAUGGAUGCGGGCGAGGAGUGGCCAAGCACCAUUGCUACCUUGCCCGCUCCUGCGUCUGGCGCCGUCCCCACUCCCCUUGUUGUUGCUGGCACUUUUGAUGACCCGGAUGCGUCCCGAUCCACCUGGCUGGAUGCUCCGAUCCCGCGGAAUGCACCUGUCAACCAAGCUUCAGUAGUGAUUGACCACGAGCCGGCCGCAGCGACGCCCCGCAAUCCAGAAGUCUCAGAACGGGCAGCAACAGCCUUUGCCCAUCACGCUCCUCUCGGUGAAACAAACUCCUUUGCUGUGAUUCCCACCGUUAGUCUGCUCGACGGCUCGGCAUCUCGCUCAACCGUGAGCACCGAUGCUGGAGAGAAAUCCACCGAAUUUGAACCCGACAUCCCUCCGCGAAUGGCAGCUAUGCGCAGUCCAACGUUUGCUGCUGAAGGCUCGGCGAACGCCACAUUUGCUGUGCAGCACCGCGGCGUUGUUACAAGCGCUGAUUUGUCGUCGUCCUCUGAUUUAUCUGCUUCAGUGGGAGCAAGCUCGAGGGACGCGGCAGCAAACCCGGCGACCGCGAACGCGCCAGAGACUCGAGCGAAUGUCGUCGACCAUUCUCAUUCUGGUGCUGGAACGAACCCUGUUCCAAUGCAAGUGGAGACAUCUGUGCUGCCGGUGGACUUUGUUCCAGAAUCCCAGCAUGCUCCAGAGCCCGAGUCAGACAUGUUUGUCCUGCACUACUCGGCCUCUCAAUCCCAAACCUUCCCAUUCCCGGCGUUCGUGGAUCGGAGCCUACCUCGCGCUCGAGCAUCCUCUCCGCCCGUGUUCCACGUCGCAGAACCGAUGGAUGUCGACGCUGAGACGACCACUUCCACUGCUGCUGUGCAACCACCCGCAAUGGCUGACACAACUCCCAUGGUCGAGAUUGUUGCCAGUGCCGCUCCCGUCAUUCCAACCUCACCACUACCAGCUCGAGAAAAUGUCCCUCAGACGCCGCCGCCGCCGCCGCCGCCGGCCGAGUCGACUGACGCGCACAUUCCCUCAUCUCCCGUGAUUCUGUCGCUGAACGCGCAAUCGUCGCUCUCGCCUGUGCGCGAGGCGCGGUCUGCACGGCAAUUACCCGCUCACGCGGCGACAUCAGAGACACGGCCUUCGUUGCCUCAUCUCCGCAAUGUGCGUGGCAACGCGCGGUCGUCAACCUCGAGCGACGUCGUUGUUUUGGAGAGUCAAACCACCGUGAACGCGUCACUUGCGGCGGUUGUGCGAGAGCAAGCUGUCACACCUGCUACGCUUUCUCCGCACCAAGCAAAGCCUGUCACACCACCCUCAAACCCAAACCCUGCACCACCACCGUCCAGCGCCAGUGCUGCUCCAGUCGUGAAUGUGCAGCGACUGAUCUCUGUCGCACCUUCAACUGAGAUGCCGGCUUUCACCAGCGGCGUUUCAGACGAGCAAAUAUCGGCCGCUCUGGCGACGGCUGCACUCGACGGAAGCUUGGUGAAAAUCACGACCAUCUCCACGCGACAUGUGACGACCAGACGCAUCGUGCGUACCUUUCAGACACUCCCGGAUGGCCGCGAAAUCCUCGAGUCCGAGCUGGAGGUGGAAGAGGCUCCCACAGUUGUUGAAGAGCGGCAUAUUGUGUUUUGUCAGCCGUCGCAAGUUGUGGAGCGGCUUCGACCAUUGAAUCCGGCCGAUAUGUUGAGUGGACCGAUGCCGAAUGAAUCGGGACAUGACGAGCUUGUAAAGCGGAUGACCGCCACCCCAGCCCUUCCCGCGAUGACAAUGGCUCCAAUCCCUCGACGACAACCCUCUGUCGGUCUCAGGUCGGACACUGCACCGAUGGUGGUGGUCGCCCCAGCUUCGAGAUCGCCGCCUGUUGAUGCGCCCGCUCUGACCCUGCUUCCCACCAUCUCGGCAGCAACGCCGAUGGAAUCCUCGGUGGUUGUAGUGGCAUCACCUCAGACAAGCAGCGCGCGUCCAGGAGGUCGUCCUCGGCUCCCGUCUCUUCCGUCUGAAACUCGAGCGCGCGCAGUCGAACCCGCAACAACCGUUUCGGGUGGUGCUUCUUUGUCAAAGUCGUCGCCCGGUCUUGCAGCAGCAGCUACCAGUCCGGCAGCUACCAGUCCGGCAGCCCCAUCCGGCGUCGCAGGUACAACCACGGCACGUUUACCGACGAGCGCGCAAGUCUCAUCGGCAGAAAAAUUCAAAGUCUUGCCAGGAAAAAAGCAGGCUGGACAGUCUUCCAAGCCGGGUCAACAAUCCGGAAAGAAGAAUGGUACAGAUCGUGCUGGUCCGAGCACGACGGACGACGAUGCUGAUGAGCGACCAAUUCUUGCUCGCACCCCGACUCGCACCCCGACUCGCAAUGGGGCGCUGGCCACCAGCACUGUAGCUGCGAAAUCCCCCGCACCAGGUCCGCAACCCUGCGAACAACCCAGCCUGGAUUCGCUUCUUAUGCCCGAAUACGCUGCCGACGAUCGCGUGCUGGCUCGCUGGAAGGACGGAAGCUUUUACGCAGGCACCAUUGCUCGACUCCUGGCCACGUCUGACUCGACAAACUCGAUGCGACGCAAGCGUCAGGGCGAGAACGAUGUCCAGAUGGUCAUCGUCCUAUUUGACGAUGGCGAUCGCUUGCGCGUUCCGGUCACGGCGCUGUUUCCCGCUGCCUUCUUGCGGGGCGGUCAGCGUGUGUUUGCCCGACGCAACCGCAGCGAAGAUGCCUUUGAUUUGGCCAUCAUUUCCAAACCGGUAGUGGCUGGGACGAGCUUUGAGCUCGUUUUUGAGAGCGACAAGCACAAGGCCGUGUGUGGUUUGGCGGACUUGGUGUGCGAAGCAGAGUGGCUGCCAGUCCUCGCUCGCCGUCUCCCGCAUCCAUCAUCCAUCACCGUCACCCUUCCGCCUCGCGCCUUGAGUCCUGUCGAUUUUGGGCCUGUGUCGCCCGUCUCGUCUCCGCCGCCCAUGUCGUUCGCAGCCACCUCAGCCCAAACUCGCAAAUCAAUCAAGCGUGUUCAUGAAGACCAGGGUGCAGCUACCUUGAGCCCCGUGCCAAUGGUCAAACGCUUGCGACCCGUGGUUGAGUCGGUGGAUGAGUUUGCGAUGGAAGACGACCCGCCGCAGCAGCCUGUUGUUGUCGUCGCUCAGGCUCACUCUCGACCGGACCGUGGAACGUCAACCCGCGCUGCUGCCAGCAGCGCGACUGGCUUGAGAAACACGCACGUUCGCCCUUCGAGUGAUUUUGAAGAACCAUCGGCGUUAGACACGAGCAUCGAGGUCGCACCGGUCCGGAGCAGGCAAGCAGCAGCUCUGUCGUCAGGCGCGCGCAAGCAGAUGCCGACCAGUCCUGCAACGACCCCUUCGCGCGCUGCCAUGCGAGGGUUUGCCAGCAACGCUGAAACGCUGUUCAGCGGGGAUUCAAGUGCCAUGCCAGAGUCGGACACGCUGUUUUUGGGCUUUAUUUUCUACCUGACGUGCUCUGUGAAGAACGGUGACGGCUCCGUCGUCCAGAAGGACGCACUGGCCGAGCAAAUCGAAGCUGGAGGCGGCCACGUGAUGGACACUGUGUUUGAGGCCGACAUUGAGGUUUCCAAAGGGGCAUUUGUCGUUGCUGACACACCGCGGCGCACGCUCAAGUACCUUCAAGCGCUUGCUAUUGGCAGUCGCAAAAAUGCCAUCUUGGAUCCCAAGAAGUACACGCUUGCUGCGGGUCUCUCGCUUCUGACCAACCAGGAGAUUGAAUAUCCUAUUUUCAAGAGCAAAGAGCAUCGUCCAUUCCAUGAGCAGACUGUUCUGAUUGGUGGCGAAGCCGAAUUUCGGUCGUUCUGGAAAAAGGUCUUGGACGCGGGUGGUGCGAAAGUUUCCCAACGACCGCCCAAUGCCGUGCACGCAUCCGAGUCAAACGCAACAUUCUUGCUGCUUCCGUCGCCAGCCACAGCGCCAACCCCGAACGAUCGUGAGAUUUCCAAUCUGGUGCGGCGAGCGAAUUUGCAUGGCAUUCCCGCAGUCACCUGCGAGUGGAUUGUGCAGUGUCUGAUUGUUGGCCGGCUCAUUCCGCCCUCGAGCCAUCCAAGCUUUUUGCGAGCCGAGCCGCGCUCGUAGGCCUUUGUAGUUCCUGGGCCGGGAUGAGCUCCUGGAUUACAACAGCGAUUUGGAUUGGGUUUUUUUGGGGGGGUUGUUUUGCGGUUGUUUUGAUUUCUCCAGCUUGUGAUUGUUGCAUUAUUUUAUUACUAUUUAGUUUUAUC
This is a messenger RNA of Capsaspora owczarzaki ATCC 30864, 5345 nucleotides long. RefSeq lists its product as hypothetical. NCBI's taxonomy places the organism in Eukaryota, Filasterea, Ministeriida, Capsasporidae. Gene Ontology annotation, cellular component: nucleus. Gene Ontology annotation, biological process: positive regulation of transcription by RNA polymerase II; DNA damage checkpoint signaling. The transcript has 5 exons. Gene Ontology annotation, molecular function: histone binding. The record is from RefSeq and is a predicted model, not a curated record. Bases 1 to 5202 code for a protein of 1733 amino acids.